UUUCCUGUAUGACGAACAUGGAAUGUUGGUGUUGAUAUUGCCUUACUGUCGCUACCAUGUCUCAAGUUGAAGAUUUCUAUUAAGUCAUGACUAUUUCUCCCGUUAAUGUCCCUACUCUUAUCAAAGAUUUGCAAAGAAUAGUUGUUGAGCUAAGGGAAAGCGAUCAGGUUAACUUAUCACUGACUUAUGCUCAUCGUGUUGCCGAUAUCAUACAACGAAGGGGCGGCGACACUCCUUCGCGCCAUGUCCCGGGGCAGGACACCGAGACAGAACACAAGGAGAACAGGAAUCGGCAGCUUCGCGACCUAGACAAUGAGAACCGACAGCUUCGUCAGCUUUAUGAAGAUUCACAAUGGACGUUACAUCUCGUCAUGGAAGCACACCGAAAAGAGCUUGAGUCUCAUUUUGGACAACAUGAAAACACCCUUCUGCCUGGCAGUCAAAACGAUGAUGAUGUGGAAGGCUUGAAAAAUCGGUUUCAUAAAAGUGUCGCUCUUAUGGCUAGAGACGUCAACGAAGUUUUUCGACAUGAACAGCGGAUAAACGAAGCUUUUUCUAAGAGGAUAGAGGACUUAGCUUUGGAAAACGAGGUUCUUCGAUGCGUUCUUGAAAGUCAGUCCGAAGAAUCAGCCGAUGCAGUGAUUGAACGACUGGAGCGCAGGCGUCGUGUUUCGUUGUGAUUUGACAUCAUCUUGCAAACCAGUAAAAGCUACGACUGCGUUAGCCAUUGUGAAUGGCUUGCCUAGUUAAUUGACUACUGAUAAGAGCAUGGGCUUUCGGGACAUCGUAUCUCUAUCGUAAAUGUGAUUUUUUGUACCAAUAAUAACCAUUAGUCUUUGUCUUCAACAACCGACUUUGCAAUACAGGAUUUGUACUCAGUCGGUAUUGGGUAGGAAUGCAAGCAAGACGGCUAUUUGAUAAUCGAGAUGAUUUACAAGUGAAAAAAUGUACGCUGUGAGAAUAGGAUGCGCAGCAUGUACUAGCAUCACUCGCAUUCUCAAAAGUGAAAUCGGGAGUGCGCUUCCGUACAUAAUCGUAACAAUUUGUCAUGUUGUCGUAAUGAGUUACCAUUAUCUAUUUCAUAAUGUUCUUUCAGCAUCCCUCUUGCUUGCAUACCUUUGCACUAUCAACCAACCCUAUAGAUAGAUGUCUUCAUGAUUGUCGCAUUUGUGUGUAAUGUUGAUAGUCUGCAUUUCAAAAAAAUUUAUGGAAAGUUGCAUAUACUCAACAUAUACGUUCUCUUAUUAUUGCAACAUUCUAGCCCUGGUUUACUGUGGUCAGUGGUUUGACUUAUGCUAGAUUACGAUGCCGCCUUUGCACGAUUCUUGAUUUCCUUACUGUUUGUGUGAUGUACUUCAUUGGUUUUAUGCUGUCAUGUUC
Messenger RNA from Cylicocyclus nassatus, 1380 nucleotides. NCBI's taxonomy places the organism in Eukaryota, Metazoa, Nematoda, Chromadorea, Rhabditida, Strongylidae. The record is from the annotation of a GenBank genome assembly.